AAUGUUCAUGCAAUCAAAUAAUUCCAUGCCUUUAAGUCACCAUGAUGAGCUGUAGUAAAUGAUAAAGGGACUACUUCAUUCGACUGUUUCGUCUUGAAUUUUGUUUUGACGUUUUAUUGGGCGACAAUGGUCUACCGGCAAUGAAGCAGAUACUGGACAAUCCGGUGGAGAAAAAGCGCCAACUUCUGGUGCAGCGUCGAUUAAAAUGUGUUUAUAUCCAAAACAACCGUAAAAUGCAUUCGGGUUCAUCCUGGACUGGUUUAUUAAGGGGCACUUUGCAACUCUUUGAAGUGACAGAUUGAAAUGUGAAGAUGCCUGGUCUGCAGAGUGAACAUGUGGGGAGCCCCAUCAAGAGGAGCAAACUGUCUCUGAAGUUCUUCCAGAAGACGGAAACCAAACGAGCCUUGGAUUUCUCGGAACCUCAAGCAGAUGAUGCCAACAGCUGUGAUCAGGUGGUGCCGGCUCCAUCUCUGCUACCGAGCUCGCCCGAUGACCUCCCGCUGUCAUGUCGGAGGCUAGAGGACACGUUGCCAUUUGUGGGGCUCCUCAAUGAGGGCAACACCUGUUAUCUGAACAGCAUCUUGCAGGUCCUCUAUCACUGUCCAGGCCUGAAAGAGGGAAUCAAGUCCUUAUACAAGUUGUCGACAAAGAAUGCUACAUCCACUGAAGAAACAAAACAAUGUGAAGAGGUUAGCACACAUCCAGCAGGGGAUGCUGCAGAGGAUGUAUCUGCACACAUGGAGCUCCUGGAGAGCUUCCACAGUCUGAUAAGUUCCGUGGAGCAGCUGCAGUCCAACUUUCUGCUCAGCACCGACAGCUUCAAUGAGCUCAACACGUCACCUCGUAAAGUACUGAACACGCUCAGGCAACUGAAUCCCAUGUAUGAAGGCUAUCUUCAACAUGAUGCCCAAGAGGUUCUGCAGUGCAUCCUGGAAUACAUCCAGGAGGCCUGCAACACCAUCAGGAAGGAACACAAACCGACCCAAGCGGAACUUGGAAGCGGUUCAAUGGCAGAAUCACAAAAAGGCCAAGAUGAGGACGCUCAAGUGAGUGGAAAAAGGAAAAGUGACGCAGAGAUGGGGAAUGCCAAAAAGAAGCCCAAGUCGAGGAAAUCUGGAGCGGAGGUCGAGCGCUUGUUCAGCACCCCCGUCACCCGCUCCAAAAGUAAGCUAGCCCAUGACAACACAAUGGGCAAAGCUGGAGAGAAAGAGGAGACGAAGGAAGGGAAAGAGAAAGAAGGAGGCAGUGGGGAGGAGAAAACAUUCCAAGUGGCUGACAGGAAAAAGAAGAAACGCCGUAAAAUGGGCUGGCGGAGGCCUGCUAAGAAACAGCCCAGCAUCAUGUCCAUGUUUCGUACUGUCGGAAAACUCACUUCCACGUUCGCCAAAAUCUCAACCAAAACGGAGAAUGACAACGAUGAAGUCCAACCUAAGGAUGAGAAGAAGUACGAGGGGGUCAUGCUUCCAAAUGAGAACCAGGUCCACAAGACGCCGGCUCAUCAAGGUGCUUCUGCAGAUGGUCUAGACCUGAUGGAGCGCUUGUUCCACGGCCAGCUGGUUCUACGGACUCGCUGUCUGGAGUGCGAAAGCUUCACUGAGAGGCGAGAAGACUUCCAGGACAUCAGUGUCCCCGUGCUGGAAGAGCAGCCCGGCAGCCCGGACCAUCUGUCUUCGGUUUCUCCAUACCCCAAACCAGAAGAGAAGACCCUGAAAUGGGCCAUUGGGCAGUUUGCCUCGGUGGAGCGCAUCGCCGGAGAGGACAAAUACUUCUGUGACGCGUGUCGCCAUUACGCAGAGGCCGAGAGGAGUCUUCUCUUUGACCAGACUCCCGAAGUGGUCACCAUUCACUUGAAGCGCUUCUCCGCCAGCGGUUUGGAAAUGGAGCCGUACGCCUGUCUGUCCAAGGUGACCACGCCCUUGCAGACGCCCUUGACCUUGUCUCUGGAAGAGUGGUGCACGCCGCGCUCGUCCAGCGGAGGCCACUCCUACAAGCUCUUUGCCGUGGUCAUGCACAGCGGCGUGUCCAUCGGCAGCGGCCACUACACCGCUUACAUCCAUAUGAGCGACCUGAAAGACGCCGAGCUCCGGCUGCGUGAAAGCCAGCAGCUGCCCGAGACCAAAGACGCCUGGGACGACAGCGACGGCGAGGUCUCCGUCGGGCGACCCUCCGGCUCUGCUUGCGGCAAAGCACAAAGUAAGAAGGCUCCGGAGUGCGGGCUCGGACUCUUGGGAGGUCAGCGCAGUCGCACCGGCGUCGAGCAAGAAGAGAGAGCAACUGACGGCGACAAACCGAAGCGGAGAAAAACUCAAAAACCAAAUGCUGAAGUCCAGCUUGAGGCUGGAGAGAAGAGCGGAACAACUUCCAGUGAGGAAGAGCAAGGCUGGAAAGAGCAAGCCUGGAAAGAGCAGGCUUUAAACAAUCUCCUUCAGUACGAAGGCAAAUGGCUACUGUUUGAUGAUUCCGAAGUGCGUUUGUUUGAGGAAAAAGAUGUUCUCAGAGCCUGCUGCCUUCAGACCUGCUCCUCUUCAACACCCUACUUGCUCUUUUACAAGAGAGUAGUCGAGUCGGCACAUUGACAACAGCACCGUCCGUCCGUCUUCGACCCUGAAAUGUACUUUUGUGUAUAUUCUCGGAUAAUAAACGGAACUUUGUGGGCUUAAUUGCACUUAGUUGUAAAUGUUCAUCUUCAAACAUCUGUAGCAAAGUUCCCUCAGGUUUUAUUUUGGAUUUGAAACCCCUGGAUUUUAUUUUUUUUAAUCAAUUUCUAUCACUGUCAGUGUACGUUUCGUAGAUUUCUCAUUAGGUGAUUUUUUUUGAGGGGGGGGGGGGGGGGGGGCACUUGGUUAAUCUUUACUUUAAGUUUCCUGAAAAUGAUGUACCAUCAAAGUGGUGAAUUAAAGCUGACGUAUCAAUCUAAAGCCGUCCUUUUUACAUCAUUUGGAUGAGACAUAAAUGGAUCAUCAGCCAUAGGCAUGAACAUUAAAAUAUUUAUUUUGUAAAAUAUUUCAAAUGAACAAAACAGAACUACAUAAAAUUAUACAUUUUCAGUACCUAACUUUAAAACAUUGUUGUUUUAACAAAAAUGCGUUAAAGCAAUACGAUAAAUAACUUUGUUUUGCAAAUUUGAAUUUCUUCACCACUUCCCCAACUUUCAAGUUGUGAAAUGUAUUGCUACAACAAAA
This is a messenger RNA of Syngnathus acus (greater pipefish), 3182 nucleotides long. It is a transcript of the gene usp1, whose product is annotated as ubiquitin specific peptidase 1. Gene Ontology annotation, molecular function: cysteine-type deubiquitinase activity; cysteine-type endopeptidase activity. Gene Ontology annotation, biological process: regulation of DNA repair; protein deubiquitination. Lineage: Eukaryota; Metazoa; Chordata; Actinopteri; Syngnathiformes; Syngnathidae. Gene Ontology annotation, cellular component: nucleus; cytosol. The transcript has 9 exons. The record is from RefSeq and is a predicted model, not a curated record. The coding region runs from base 312 to 2576 and encodes 754 amino acids.